Dentiscutata heterogama is the source of this 352-nucleotide messenger RNA. The record is from the annotation of a GenBank genome assembly. NCBI's taxonomy places the organism in Eukaryota, Fungi, Glomeromycota, Glomeromycetes, Diversisporales, Gigasporaceae.
UAACAUUAUACCUCCAGCUCAUUCUACUAUUGAUAGAUUAAAAUCUUUAGAAAAUGAUCUUGCAAAUUUGACGGUUGAGAAAAUUUUCACAAAAAAUUAUUUUAAAGCAACUUUAUCGACUGAUUCAACAUGUAGUUGCCGUGAAAAAUCAGACAGCACGAUGGAAAACAGUUGUAAAAAUAGUAAUAUUGACGAUUUUGGAACGUCAAAUGCUGGAAGUGAAUCAGAAAGUUGCAUGUUAUUUCAACAAUCUGUUUCACAUGCGAAUUCGCCAGAACAAGUUUUGGCAGAAUAUCGUGAAAAAGUCAAAACUUUAUUAGCCGAAAUUGGAUUUAACGUCAAUUCGAUUUAG